UCUCAUUGGUGCGCGUUUUUUGGCUCGCUGCUUAGCCCCGCUUUCCAUUGGUCUGCCGGGGUUGACAGUGAGCCACGGGGCGGGUCCCAGUGUAUGGAGAAAGCCCCGAGAGCACAAGUGGGUAUCAAUCAGACAGAGUCGGACCGACAGAGAGAGAGAAGCUGCGAGGAAGAAGUCAGACGCGGACAAAGAAAACAAAACGCGCUGGACGACGCACGACGAUGGCAACACGCGCGGGCCAAGACGUUUGACGCGGCGUCGCCUAGACGUAGUUGGGAUUACUUUUGGUGGCACUUCGGUGAGUUUCGCGUUGUAAACAUUGUCGUGCGCGUGAUUUUUUCUGUUGUUGCUGUGUGGACGGAGUUCUCGCUCCCCCGGCCCCGCCUCCCUCCCGUGGAUUUUGCGCGGACAGACAGAGAUGAGUGACAGGAGGCGCUCCGCCGCCGCGCUGAGCUCGAGAGCACACGCCUUCUCCGUGGAAGCGCUGAUCGGCUCGAACCGGAAAAGGAAGCUCCGGGGCUGGGAAGACAAGGAUCUUGAGCUGUCCAUGGAGAGCCUCGCCACCGGCGGACCUCUGGGAGACCCGGAGGACCGCGCGCCCUGCCUGGACAUGGAGCCUGACUCCGAGGCGAGUCCCAGCUCAGACGGAGAGGGUCUGGCCGAGAGGACGUCGUGCUCCUUCGGCUCCCCGGCGGACUUGGCCCCUGUCGCGGUUGCCUGCGAAGCUUCACCCCCGGCCUCCAUGGAGGAGAUCCACGUGGAGCUCCAGUGCGCGGACCUGUGGAAGCGUUUCCACGAGAUAGGCACGGAGAUGAUCAUCACCAAGGCGGGAAGACGCAUGUUCCCGGCCAUGAGGGUGAAGAUCCUUGGUUUGGACCCCCACCAACAGUACUACAUUGCCAUGGAUAUCGUCCCCGUGGACAACAAGAGAUACCGGUACGUGCUGCUGAGCUUCUCACCCUCUCUCCACACAACUAUUCACUGGUCAGCCACAGAAGAACAUUCAUAUAGGAAUUUAAUUACUACAUUACAUAUUGAAUCAGCGCUUCGGCAUGUUUACUUUUAGAUCCGCCAUUUUGUCUGAGGUUUU
Molecule: messenger RNA, 1090 nt
Organism: Gadus macrocephalus (Pacific cod)
Lineage: Eukaryota; Metazoa; Chordata; Actinopteri; Gadiformes; Gadidae
Gene: tbx15
Product: T-box transcription factor 15
Exons: 3
Coding region: 419-1066 (215 amino acids)
Biological process (GO): regulation of transcription by RNA polymerase II; cell fate specification; positive regulation of DNA-templated transcription
Cellular component (GO): nucleus
Molecular function (GO): DNA-binding transcription factor activity, RNA polymerase II-specific; RNA polymerase II cis-regulatory region sequence-specific DNA binding
Source: RefSeq, a predicted model, not a curated record